Molecule: messenger RNA, 1617 nt
Organism: Pocillopora verrucosa
Lineage: Eukaryota; Metazoa; Cnidaria; Anthozoa; Scleractinia; Pocilloporidae
Source: RefSeq, a predicted model, not a curated record
AUGGAGAUAAAUGUUGCCGAAGCGUUAGACUACCAGCCUCUUGCCUUAGCAAGCGCUGCCACUUACAUCAGAGAGGUUCGAAAGAUGUCGAGUUUUGGUUGGAAUGACUACCUAACGGAAUUGAAGAAUGGCCGACGAAGUACCACUGAGAUCUUUCUCGCUGAAACCAACCCAUGCUAUCCAAAGUCCAUGACCACAGCAACAACACUGGCCGUAGAAAAAGCCAUGGCAACCGACAAAGUUAUUCAUCACGCCUUUAAUUUCCUCUCAAUUUGUGCACCCCAGCCAUUAGUUCUUAACAUCAUCGUGGACUACAUCAUAGGCAUGGCUAAGGAAAUUGAAGACAAAGAGAUUCGUUUGAAGAUACAAAGGUGCUCAUUGCUUGUCUUUAAGAGAGAGGAAAGAGAAUUCUACAUUCGUGUUCAUCAGGUUGUGCACAGCGCCAUUAAAACUGUGACUGAGGCUUAUUCCAAUGACAAGAACAACGAGGUCGUCAACGGCGUUUUUGGAUCGUUCAAAAGUCUGGUAAAACAUUUCCUUUCAAAGAGUAACGACGAUCUACAUGCUCUUGUAAACGGCAGGCAUGUCAUUCCCCAUUUGAGACCUCUAGCUGCAAACCUUGAAAGGAAUUUCCCUCAACAGAUCAUCUCUCAGGUCGACAAAAGCGAGUUUUUAAUCAUGGAUUAUCCUCAUGACUUUCGAGCAUUCGGCAAGUUUUCCUAUCGCCAUUCUGAAUUCGAAGCAGCAAGAAGUUAUUUCAAUCUGGCAUUAAACUUGUUCAACGUGUUUCAGCCAGAUGCUGUCUUAGCUAUUGCAGCUACUCACAAUAAAUUAGGUAGUGCAAACAGUAAACUGGGCGAACUAGCAAAGGCGGCACAUCAUUAUAAUCGUGCAUUGACCAUCUACAUGGAGAGAUUUGGACCAGAGCAUAAUGGCGUCGCGAAGUCUUGCAACAACGUUGGUUCUGUCCACGACGAACUUGGAGACUUGGAAAAAGCAAAAGGUUACUUUCACCGUGCACUGGACAUUCGUCUGAAAAACUACAGAGUAAAUCACCUGAAACUUACCACUACUUAUAAUCACAUGGGAAAUGUACAUAAAAAGCUGGGUGACCUGAAGCAAGCAGAACAUUAUCAUAAUUACGCACUGUCCAUUAGGCUGAAAGAGCUCGGGCCGGAGCAUGUUGAUGUCGCCAUUUCUUGUAAUAACCCGGGUCGGGUACACCAUAACCAGGGUAACCUAUCGAAGGCAAGAGACUACUAUAAUCGUGCACGGGCCAUAUUUUUGAAAAAGCUUGGACCUGACCAUGUUCAUAUGGCAACUACUUACAGCAACCUCGGUCAGGUGCACCGUGAGCUCGGCAACCUGGGUCGAGUACACCAUAAACAGGGUCACCUAAAGAAGGCAAGAGAUUACGAUAAUCGUGCACGGGCCAUAUUUUUGAAAAAGCUUGGACCUGACCAUGUUCAUGUGGUAACUACUUACAGCAGUCUGAGUCAGGUACACCGUGAGCUCGGUAACCUGGAUCGUGCAGAAGAUUAUUAUCAUCGUGCAUUCGUCAAAGAAUUGAGCUCAGAUCUGGGCAUGUUGACGUUGCAAACUUUCAUAAUAACCUGA